Messenger RNA from Penicillium verhagenii, 1110 nucleotides. Its product is annotated as FAM50/XAP5 family protein. NCBI's taxonomy places the organism in Eukaryota, Fungi, Ascomycota, Eurotiomycetes, Eurotiales, Aspergillaceae. The transcript is spliced from 3 exons. Gene Ontology annotation, cellular component: nucleus. Bases 1 to 1110 code for a protein of 369 amino acids. Gene Ontology annotation, biological process: chromatin organization. The record is from RefSeq and is a predicted model, not a curated record.
AUGACAGACCAAGAGAGUGGAAACUCUACCCCACGGUCCUUUACGGGCCAAACUGCCUCUGCGGAGGACAUGCUAAAGUCGCAAACUGUCGGACUCGUGCAUUUAUCCGAUUUUCGCAAGCGACGGGCCGAGGUCCUUGAGCAGAAAGAGCGCGAAGCGCAUGAUAAGUCCCUUGGGCGACUGGCAUCUGGUAAUUCAGGAUCCGCAACUCCAUCUGCAGGCGAAGUGACUGACGGGUCGUCCACACCUCGAAGCGACGGACCUCCAAAGAAGAAAAAGAAAAAGCCUCUUGCAAAGAGCAAGCUCUCAUUUGGCGAUGAUGAGGACGAUGCAGGCGAGGAGUCUGCGGCUACACCACGCGAUUCCAGUAUAUCCCGAUCUGGCUCAAAAACACCGAUAGAGGAGGGCGCAACUUCAGCAUCUGUUCGCAUGAAGGCUAAUCCGAAUGCGCCACCUCCUCCGAAAGCUUUGACUAAGGCUUCUCUAGAAGGCCAGGCGCAGGCUCGCGAUAUACUUCGCAAGGAGUUCUUGGUCAUGCAAGAAGCUGUCAAGAAUACAGAGAUUCUGGUCCCCUUUGUGUUUUUUGACGGCACAAGCAUACCUGGCGGGUCGGUCAAAGUCAAAAAAGGAGAUCCGAUAUGGCUGUUUUUAGAUCGGUGUCGCAAGGUCGGUGCGGAGUUGGGAGUUGGUGGUGUCAAUGGAGCUGCCAAAGCACGGAAGAAUACUCGUCGAGAAUGGGCACGUAUCAGUGUUGAUGACUUGAUGCUUGUUAAGGGAAAUAUUAUUGUGCCUCAUCAUUACGAGUUCUACCACUUUAUCUCCAACCAAACACCAAGUUUCUCCAAGGCAGGGGGUUUGCUAUUCGACUACACAAACAAGCCCCCUCCAGAGCGUACAAAUGAAGGACCCUUGUAUCACCCCAAUGAACAUCCAUUGGAGGGCGCUGACAAGGAUUCGGCGGAAACUAAAGUAGUAGACCGUCGUUGGUAUGAAAAGAACAAACACAUUUACCCAGCAAGUUUGUGGAACGAGUAUGAGCCCGGCAAGGAAUUUGAAGAAAAGAUGAAUUCAACACGGCGUGAUGCACAGGGAAACACAUUCUUCUUUUAG